Molecule: messenger RNA, 1455 nt
Organism: Daldinia decipiens
Lineage: Eukaryota; Fungi; Ascomycota; Sordariomycetes; Xylariales; Hypoxylaceae
Product: heme oxygenase-like protein
Exons: 1
Coding region: 422-1216 (264 amino acids)
Source: RefSeq, a predicted model, not a curated record
CAAUGAUUUACUUGUAGAUUAUGCCCAGCAUUUGUCAUAAAUUCGUGCAAGCUUGUUUUCGUAUUUCGAACUAACCUAGUGUUUUCCUUGGAAUAUACGAUUUAUUUAUUCUGUUCUUUACACCUCUGCUAGUUUAGAUGAAUAGCUAUGAAAUGAUGACUCAUAUCUAUAUAAACCAAUAAAGCUAUAAAGCCAAGGUUUUGCCGAAGAUCAAUGUUUUCUUCAAUGGAACGUUAGCGUAGAAUGAUUGCAUAUCUACGUAACCUUUACUGUUUGAACCAAUGUAUCGUAGGUAAGUUUCCGAACAGUUGCACGUCGAGUGCUGUAUAAAAGCAUCUACUGCUAAUUGCUCAAGUCGUUUGCCUUCUAGCUUUUAAAUCUUUAGCAAAGCAAACACUUGUUAAAGCCACGCUGAAUCGUCAUGGCUAAACAAUCCAUGUCAGAAUAUCUGCUUUCGGGUCCUGGUAUAAGCGAUCUCUAUGAACGAGCUACGCGAACGCAGUUCCUCAGCCUUGCUGGUCAGGGCCAACUUCCCCCAGACGUGCUCUGCCAGUGGUUAUCCCAAGAUCGGCUCUAUGCCCAAGCUUAUAUUCGCUUUGCGGGAGGGCUAAUAUCCCGCGUUCAGCUACCGACCAAGGUAGAUGGGCAGGGCGCCUCAAAGACGCUUCAAUGGCGAAUCUUGUCAUUACUGCAGACUGCUAUGUCUGGAGUCAUGAGGGAACUAAAGUUUUUCGAAGAGACUGCUAAGAAAUACGGGCUGGACCUCGAAGCUCUCGGACCUGUGGCGGGAGGAAGUAACCUAUCACAUAUAUCGGCCAAAUUCGGACCUAAUAAAGUGACGAAGAACUACAUCGACAUGUUCGACUCAUUCUCGGCGAGACCCAACGGAGAUUUGUCCAAGACUCUCUUAGAUGGGCUGGUAGUGCUCUGGACUACGGAGAAGGUGUAUCUGGACUCCUGGACCUACGCAAAGCAGCAGGCUUCGGAGAAUGCAGAUACGAAGGAGGAUCUCGACGGCGGUGCCUUAAGAAAGGAGUUUAUCCCCAACUGGACCUCUGAGGAGUUCCAAGCUUUUGUGAAGGAGUGUCAGGAGUGCCUGGAUGCUUAUGCUGCUAGUCAGGAUGAGGAUACGGAAGAAGUCAUCGCGGCAGGUUCUAUGGUAAUCUUCAAGAAAGUCUUGGUGCUGGAAGAGUCGUUCUGGCCGAUGGUGGCUUGAAGACUAUACUAUCGAGAGUGGUUGAGUUGGGGAGAUGAAGUUACCUAGGUACCUAGGUACCUACAUCAUAACUUAAUGUAAUGCUGAAGGGGUACCUGGGUACUUACAUAGUAUUGAGGUAGUGGAUUUUUAUUGUUCGCUUAAUUCAAUUACCGGGAUAUAACCCCACAUUUUAUCGUUGUCAGAGCAACGAUGGCAAUUAACCUAACCUUAAAUCAAAACAGUCAACAAGCGAUAAG